Penicillium daleae is the source of this 1644-nucleotide messenger RNA. RefSeq lists its product as uncharacterized. Gene Ontology annotation, molecular function: carbohydrate:proton symporter activity. Gene Ontology annotation, biological process: transmembrane transport; carbohydrate transport. The record is from RefSeq and is a predicted model, not a curated record. The transcript is spliced from 2 exons. Gene Ontology annotation, cellular component: membrane. NCBI's taxonomy places the organism in Eukaryota, Fungi, Ascomycota, Eurotiomycetes, Eurotiales, Aspergillaceae. The coding region runs from base 1 to 1644 and encodes 547 amino acids.
AUGGCAACCCAGACCGAGAUUGCUUUGGAGAAGUCGGCUGCCAACCACGUGGAGGAUACCCUGGGUAUCGGUGCGGUCAUCGAGGCAAAGCAGGCCACCGAUGAUGAGCAUGCGCAAACCCUCUUCCAGGCCCUGCGAGAGAACCGCAAGGCCGUGGCAUGGUCUGUCGUGAUCUCCAUGUCAAUUAUCAUGGAGGGAUACGAUACCAUUCUCAUGGGCAACUUCUUCGCCUAUCCUACCUUCCGGGAGAAGUACGGCCAGUAUGUUGACGAGAAGAAUGGAUACCAGGUGUCGGCUCCUUGGCAGACUGGAUUGAACAUGGCUAGUACGGUCGGUUGCAUCUUUGGUGGCCUCCUCAACGGCUACUUUGCCAGCAAGUUUGGUUAUCGCAUGGUCAUGAUCAUCGCUCUGGGAUUCCUGACCGCGUUCAUCUUCGUCGUCUUUUUCGCUAACUCUGCCGCCGUCUUGCUCGUUGGUCAGAUUCUCUGUGGUCUGUCCUGGGGCGUGUUUGCGACGAUUGGACCUGCCUAUGCCUCGGAGGUUUGCCCAACCAACCUCCGUGGUUACCUUACCAUCUUUGUCAACAUGUGCUGGGCCAUCGGCCAGUUGAUCGCAUCUGGUGUACUCUAUGGACUGGUGGAUCGGACCGAUCAAUGGUCGUACCGCAUCCCAUUCGCUUUGCAGUGGAUCUGGCCCGUCCCUUUGAUGGCCGUGUGCUGGCUGGCGCCCGAGAGCCCCUGGUACCUGGUGCGUAACGAUCGUCUGGAGGACGCUAAGCACAGCAUCCGUCGUCUGGGAGGGAACAAGACUGAGGAACAAGUCAACGGCCAGUUGGCCAUGAUGGUCCACACGACCAAACUCGAGGCCGAGAUUGAGGCUGGCACCACGUACUGGGACUGCUUCAAGGGUGUUGACUUGCGCCGCACGGAAAUCUGCUGUGUGGCCUUCUUCGGUCAGAUUCUGUCUGGCAGCACGUUCGCCUAUUCCCCCACGUAUUUCUUCGAACAGGCUGGCAUGGAUGAUGGUCGCGCAUUCCAGCUGGGAGUCGGCUGUACUGGCGUAGCCUUUGUGGGAACUGCUCUGUCCUGGUGGCUGAUCACCUACCUUGGUCGCCGAACUUUGUACGUUUGGGGCCAGGGUAUCCUCUGCACUCUGCUGUUCCUCAUCGCGAUCAUCAACUCGGCCUCGCAUAGCACGGGGGGCAUGUGGGCACAAGCCGCAUUCUGCUUCCUCUGGCUGUUCGUCUACUCGUUGACCGUUGGCCCCAUCGCAUACGCCAUCGUGUCGGAAAUUUCCUCCGUACGACUGCGACCCUUGACCGUUUGCCUAGCGCGAACAGCGUAUCAGGUCGUGAACGUCAUUUCGCAGGUUCUGGAGCCUUAUUUCAUGAACCCGACUGCCUGGAACGCGUCUGGCAAGACCGGUUUCUUCUGGGGUGGCACGGCCUUGAUCGCCUUCACUUGGGCCUUCUUCCGCCUGCCUGAGCCCAAGGGGCGUACCUAUGCCGAGUUGGACAUUCUCUUUGCGACCAAGGUUCCGGCGCGCAAGUUCUCUUCCACGCCCGUGGACGCGUAUGCCGUUGGUGUGUCGCCCUCACAAGAGGGUCUUGUGCGGAAUGAGACGACCCAGGAGGUGAAGGAGUGA